UUUUACACCAUAUUUAUGUACCAAUUGUCAUAACCAUCUAGAACUACACAAUCAUUCAACAAAAGUCACUUACAAAAUCACAAUUUUUCUCAUCAUCUGAUAUCAGAAUACAUAGAAAAUAAUCAAACCCCUUUGAAAUUAAGACGGAACCAUCAACAUAACCCGCAUAGGGAAACUCAAGCAUUGGUGCAGCAAAUCCUUAUCAUGAGUGUGAUUCUUAGUGAAUUUCCCCAAUAGAGAUUCUUGUGGGUUAAUUUAAUAGCUAACCGUCUUGUGGGACACAUUGAGUAUUUUUUUAGAUGCAAACAUCCCAGAAUAAUCGAAGAUCGGGAGCAGCCAUACAUGGUUUGUACCAACAACCAGACCACAUUGAACCUUUUUACUUAACAGGUUCCCAUUUCCAAGUAUUGAACAACAGUAGCUAUCCCGUCGACACAAUUACCAGUCGACAGCAAGAAACCUCUGUUGUAUCAUCUCAGACCAUCAAUGAACAAUUCUUUACCUUGGAAUCAUCACCAGCUGUAGAAUAUUCUGUUUAUAACUCCCCAUAUGGUGGUAGUGUGUCAGCAAAUAGCCAAAGCCCCUUUUCUCCUCAAGGGUCUUCUCAAUCAUGUUUGUCAAAUCUACAAAACUCCCCCGAGAACACUUAUGGGUCUCCCAUUAGCAGUGGUGUCGAGCAGGCUCUUAAAGAAAUGGAAAUUGAGCUAUUAGGUCCUGGAUCUGAUUUUGAAGAUGGAUCCAUUACUAGCUCUUUUGAUACUGUUACCAAGUACCAUAGGAUCCUGCAGAUGGAUAUUUCAAGUUUAGAUGUGAAGCAAUCCCUAAUUGCCAUUGCUCAUGCAAUGGAUGAUGGUGCCAAAGAAGAAGCACAAGCACUCAUGGAAGCUUUACAAAGUAAGGUAUCUGUGACUGGAGCACCUAUUGAACGUUUGGGUGCAUAUAUGUUAGAAGGCCUACGAGCUAGACAGUUAUCUUCAGGAAGCCUAAUCUACAAAAAGCUAAGGUGUUAUGAGACGAAUCCAAAAGAGCUCAUGACCUAUAUGUCAAUCCUAUAUGAAAUCUGUCCUUACUACAAAUUCGCCUACACAACAGCAAAUGUAGUCAUUAAAGAAGCCAUGCAGUACGAGAGCCAAGUCCAUGUCGUUGACUUUCUCAUAGCACAAGGAAGCCAAUGGGUUGAUCUCAUCAAAGAUCUAGCCACGCGGCCCGGUGGUCCCCCAAAACUUCGUGUCACAGGUGUUGAUGAUGGUGACUCAUCUUAUGCCCGGGGAGGUGGCCAACAAAUUGUUGGUCAAAGGCUAGCUAAGGUUGCUGAAGAGUACGGGGUGCCUUUUGAGUUCCAUGCAGCCGCUAUUUCAGGAAGUGAGGUUAAUUGGGGGAACCUAAAGGUGCAGCCGGGUGAAGCAUUGGCAGUUAACUUCCCUUACAUGUUACACCACAUGCCUGAUGAGAGUGUGAGCACGACUAACCAUCGCGACCGGUUAAUCCGUCUGGUUAAAAGUCUUGCUCCAAAAGUUGUGACCCUCCUUGAGCAAGAAUCAAACACCAACACCUCCUCGUUUUCUAAACGAUUUGCAGAGGCUCUUGAUUACUACACAGCUAUGUUCGAGUCCGUUGAUGCUAAACUUCCAAAGAACAUAGAUAUGCCACGGGACGACAGACGGAGGAUCAGUGCAGAGGAGAAUUGUGUGGCUAGAGAUAUGGUUAACAUAGUGGCAUGUGAGGACACGGAUAGGGUGGAACGACAUGAGCCAUUAGAUAAAUGGAAGUUUAGGCUACAAGCUGCGGGGUUCACGGCUUUGCCAUUGAGUUGUUCAGUGAUGGCAGCAGCUAAAGAGGUGCUGAAGGAUUACAGUGAGUUUUAUCGGCUUGGGGAGAAGGAUGGUGCGCUAGUUCUUGGCUGGAAGAACAGGCCCAUGGUAACUUGCUCAGCUUGGAGGUAAAAUUAGGCAUUCAGAUUUAUAGGAUUAAUUAACGUGUUAUAAUAUAUAUAUAUAUAUAUAUAUAGUAACAGCAUGUACUCAACUGCUGUUGUGCAAAAAAACUAUAUUGAUGUAAUGUGUUCUUAAGCUUCAA
Messenger RNA from Erigeron canadensis, 2076 nucleotides. RefSeq names its product scarecrow-like protein 13. Gene Ontology annotation, cellular component: nucleus. The record is from RefSeq and is a predicted model, not a curated record. Lineage: Eukaryota; Viridiplantae; Streptophyta; Magnoliopsida; Asterales; Asteraceae. The transcript has 2 exons. Gene Ontology annotation, molecular function: DNA-binding transcription factor activity; sequence-specific DNA binding. Bases 300 to 1943 code for a protein of 547 amino acids. Gene Ontology annotation, biological process: regulation of DNA-templated transcription.